Cryptococcus deneoformans JEC21 is the source of this 970-nucleotide messenger RNA. Its product is annotated as nonhistone protein 6, putative. Lineage: Eukaryota; Fungi; Basidiomycota; Tremellomycetes; Tremellales; Cryptococcaceae. Bases 64 to 786 code for a protein of 240 amino acids. The record is from RefSeq and is a predicted model, not a curated record. The transcript is spliced from 6 exons.
AUCCAUUCAAGUGGAGGUCGUCCAUCAACAAUAACUUUGAACAACACACGUUACAUACACAAAAUGUCUGCUCCUAGCUGGGAAGAAAUGGAAGCCAAGCGAAUCGAGAUGAUCCAGUCUCUUCGCGAAGUCUCUUCUGCCAUGACGCGCUGCGUCCAUGUCAUUGAAGAGUACACCUCCCUCUCUCCCGUCAAUCUCUCCAAGCCUGAUCUCCUCCAACCUCUUACUGCCGGUGGCCCUCUUGCCGUCGCUCUUGCCUCUGGAUUGGCUGAUGCCGGUGUCGGAGGUACUGGUAAGAAGGAGCGUAAGAAGAAGGAAAAGAAGAUCAGGGACCCCAACGCCCCCAAGAGGCCUCCUAGUGCCUACAUCUUGUUCCAGAACGAAGUUCGUGAUGACAUUAGGACCUCAAACCCUGGAAUGCCUUACAAGGAUGUGUUGCAAAUAAUCUCUCAGAGGUGGAAAGAGUUGCCUGAUAGCGAGAAGAAGAUUUUCGAGGACGCCUAUGCCGCCGCGCACAACAACUUCCGAGCUGAAGAGCAGGCGUAUGCCAAGAAGGAUGCCGUCGAGGUGGACCCUGUUCUUAUGGAAUCUUCCGACGACUCUUCUGACGAUGACUCCUCCGAAGGGGGCUCUACUCCCGCUGCUCCUAUCCCUGCUCCUACUCUUGCGGCCGCUGAGAAGAAUAAAAAGGACAAGAAGAGGAAGACCAAGGAGGAGGAAGCUGCUGUGAACGCCGUGCUGGGUGAGAACAAAGACAAGAAGAAGAAGAAGAAGAGCAAGGAUUAAGUAUAGUCCCCACGUCUUGUUUCGAUGGUGGAGUUUCAAGGUUAUUCGAUUGGUCUAGGGCCUUUUAUAUAGAGAUAGUUGUCAAUAGCCUAUUUGGGCUUGAUUUUUUCGGUUACAUAACAAUUAAUUAGAUGAUGAUACCAUCCCCAUGUAUAGAGCUGACAUGGCUCCAUGUAACCAGACU